AUGGGAAAUUCGGUUGAGUUGUCUUUCAAGGGUGAGAUUUGUCAGAUUGAUGGAUCAUGGAAAGACACAGAUCCUCGAGCGGGGCUAGAAUUGGAAGCUCUGGUAUGGGCUAUGCAGUGCAUGCUACGCCAGAAUAAGUUAACAAUAGUGUUCGAAACAGACUGUUCUGAUGUGGUAAAGAUGGUGUCUAAACCCGAGGAGUGGCCAGCUUUCGCAACAAUACUAGAGGAGUUUUGCAGAUGUAAAACGGAGUUCAUCUCCUUUUCCAUAGUGCAUAUUUCAAGAAAACAGAACACGAAGGCGGACAAGUUAGCACGGAGUGCUAGAGCUCUACCUACCGAUGUGUAUUAUGUAAACUCUGUUCCUCCGACUUGGAUCCCCGAGUUGAUUUAG
Molecule: messenger RNA, 393 nt
Organism: Microthlaspi erraticum
Lineage: Eukaryota; Viridiplantae; Streptophyta; Magnoliopsida; Brassicales; Brassicaceae
Source: the annotation of a GenBank genome assembly